CAGCAGGGGCGGGGAGAGGUGGGGAGCGAUGCUUGUCUGUGAGCAGCAGCUCGGGCUGGCAGAGCGGCCUGGAGGCGGGCCAGGGCGCCGUGGAGGCGGGGGGCUCCCCAGGUUUGGAACAAAGACCUCACAGGCAGGUCCCCUGAGCCUGGGCCAGCAGGAUGGUGGUGGAGCCCAAGAGAGGCUGCAGGCAGCAUGGCUGGUACUGAGACGAGCCGGCGGUGACUCAGGCGCCCACGGUGGCGGCUCUGUGUCCUGAAGAUGAAGUGGCCCAGGUGGAGUGCUGGCUAGGCCCGAUGGCCAGCUCCAGGACGGAGGUGUGCUGGGCCGAGCCGGGCCUGGGGAAGGGGCCCCGGCGGCGACGCUGGGCCUGGGCCGAAGAGAAAAAGGAUGCCGAUGGGAUACGGGGAAAAGAGGGGCCCUUUCCCAGUGCCACCAGCCCUGAGCUCCUGGAGGACUUCCGGCUGGGGCAGCCGCACCUGCAGCCACCAGGGUGGGGCCCGGCCCCACAGCCAGCUGAGCGUCCGGCUUCUGAGUGCGGAGAGUCGGAGGGAGAGGAGUUUGAGGUAGAGGAUGUGGACAGCCCAGAAAGUUCCAACUUGCCUCUCAACUGGCUUCCCGAACAGGAUCCUCAAUCUGCCAUGACUGAAGAGGAGCCGGAUGAGGCCCUCGGAGGUCCUGAGGUGGAGGAAGCUGGGGAGGGCUCUCCAAGAUUGGAGUAUGAGACUGGUCUCAGCUCAGGGGGCGAUGGAAACACCAGCCCCACGGCUGCGGGGUGGGGUCAGGACACAGGCUGGGUGGCCCCUGGCACACAAGCCAGUGGAGACAAACUUCCAGAACAUUCUGAGGUCCACCCAACUGUUGACUUCAGCUCUGCAAGGUCCUGGAGCAGUGGGACUGUGAGCCUUGACCACCCCAAUGACAGCCUUGAUUCUACCUGGGAAGGAGAAACCGAUGUCCCCCAGCCCACUGCCCUGGAAGAAACUUUACCACAGAGCUCCAGCCACCACCUCCUAAACCCAAACCCCAGAACUGGGGGAGGCGUUGCUGUGGCAACCCCCACAGAAUUCCAGGACUCCUCGGUACCCCAGAGCCAGAGCCUCCAGUGUCCAGCAGAUAAGUGGAAAGAAACUACCGGCCUCUCCUGCCCUCAGUUGAGGGACAAAGCCUGGAAACGGACGCGGACAUCACCUAAGCCACUCCCUUCUCGAUUCACUGGCUCCAUCAGCCCUCCGAAUCUGCCUAGGCCAGCUCGGCAAGACAGGGUGCCAACCAGGCAGGGAGCCACUCUGGCUGGCCACUCAUCAUCUGAUGCCUCCAAGUAUGGGCGGGGGCAGUUGAACUACCCACUCCCCGAUUUCUCCAAGGUGAGACCCCGGGUGAGGUUCCCUAAAGAUGAGAGCUACCACCCCCCCAAGGCCAGGAGCCACAGCAGGCAGUCUCAGGGCCCUGCCAGGCCGCUGAUCUUCAAAUCACCUGCUGAGAUUGUGCGGGAGGUACUGCUGAGCAGCGGCGAAGCCUGCCCGGGAAAGGACCCACCUUCUCCCCACCCCAUCACCAGGGUACCCCAAGAAUUUCAGACUCCUGAACAAGCCACCAAACUGGUCCACCAGCUCCAGGAGGACUACCACAAGCUACUCACCAAGUACGCAGAGGCGGAAAACACCAUCGACCAGCUGCGCCUUGGGGCCAAGGUGAACCUGUACUCGGACCCGCCCCAGCCCAGCCACAGCAUCCACACAGGGACGGUGCCCCAGGGGACCAAGGUCUUGUCCUUCACCAUCCCACAGCCCCAGUCUGUGGAGCGGUGGUUGGGCCCUGCCGAAGCCCCACAGGCCUCUGGGGCCUCCGCUCCAGGAAGGACGGUUCUUGGCCCCAGCGUUCAGUGGUUGUGUGUUCCAGGGUGGCCACCAGCUCAAAGAGACCUGAGCCCCUCCUCGUCUGCCCCAGAGUGGCUUCCGGAGAACCCGGGCAUCGCCCAGGACCAACCGUCAGCAGAGCGGACCCAGGAGUUGGCUUCUCAGGCCAGCCUGCUCCUGGCCAAGGUGGAAUCCUUCGCAGGGCUGAUGCAGGCAGGACGGCUGACGCCCCAGGACCAACUCAAGGGCUUCCAGCGGCUAAAGGCCGCCCACACGGCCCUGGAGGAAGAGUACCUGAAGGCCUGCAGGGAGCAACAGCCGGCCCAGCAGCUGGCCGGCCCCCAGGGGACGCCCGGCAAAUUUGAUCCUGGCAGGGUGCUGGAGGAGGAGAUAUUCCAGCUGGGUAUUCGCCUGGAAGAGCUGAAGGACCACAACCACACCCAGCCUGAGCCUGAGCGAGCGGGGUCAGACUCCACCCCAGACAGCCCCCCAGCCACGCCUUCUCCACGCCAGCCAGCGCACCUGCCUUCUCCUUCAGGACAAGCCCCCACACCCGCCACCCAGACCCUCUGCCCUCAGCCUCACGCCACCAGCAUCGGCCCCUGCCCAUCGCAUGUGAACGUGGAGCUGAGCACCGCCAGCAGUGAGACGGAGGACGGGCCGCUGGGCCUCCCGGCCCCACCCAGGCAUAAGGAGCUGCCGGUGGAGCAGGAUUUCCACGGCCUCCUGGAGCGGUACCUCAGCGCGAAGACCGUCCCAGAAGCCAUGAGGCCGGAGGAGGGCGAGGACGAGGAUGAGGACGAGGACGGGCAAGGCCAUUCGGUAGAAGUUGACGGACCAGCUCCACCUCCAAGAAAAUCAGAGGCCACCGGGAUGCCCGUAAGGCAGCUCCCAGCACCGGCUGAAAGAAGUCACAGGACCCCCCUCAAGGAGACUGUGGAGCAGAUGGUGUCUGUAAAGCCAGCAGGCUUCCAUGCAUCCGUGGCCAGAGAUGGCUACCUCCAGGACCUGGACAAAGUUGAGGCAGCUCCUCCUCCGGACCCCAGCAGGCCACCUCACCCUCGGGGCACCAAGCCUUUGGCAUCCCACCAGAGCAGUCUGACCAGCUUAGAGGGAAGCGGCCUCUCUGAGCACCUUCCACAGAAGUCUCUGCGCCAAGCUGGUGGGCCCCACCUAGAGGAGCCCUGGAUGGCAUCCCCCGAGACAGACAGUGGUUUCGUGGGCUCAGAAACCAGUAGAGUGUCGCCCCUCACCCAAACGCCAGAGCACCGGUUCUCCCACAUCAGCACUGCAGGAACAUUGGCCCAGCCCUUCACUGCAUCUGAGCCCCGGGACGCAGUUUCCCAUCCCCAGACCAGGGGUCCUCCAGUCCCCAGAAGAUCCGUGGAGCCCAGCACACCCAGGAGCCGAGCCCAGAGGCGACCCUCCGGCCGGGACAGUCCUCUGCGGCAGAGGGCACCCAGUUUGCGCCAGGAGCGGGCACUGGUGGCCGAGAUGGCGGUGCCUGGCUCAGAGUCGGAGGGGCGACAGCCGAUUUCUGAGCGGCUUGCCCGCAGCACGACAAUCCGCCCACCCCCGACCUCGGCUUCUGCAGCUGCCACUCUGUCCCAUGGACCGGCAGAGAGCACCCGCACCCUCCUCCUCACCAGGACAGGGCGAGACCAGGCCAUCCGAGAGCUACAAGAGGAGGUGUCUCUGCUCCGCCUGCGGCUGGAGGACAGCCUGCAUCAGCCACCCCAGGGCAGCCUGGUGUGCCCGGCCUCCACCUUCAACCGCCCCGCCCGGGCCCGGGCCCGGCCAACAGAUUCCUCAGCCGCCUGGGGCUCCCACUAUGGCAGCAAAUCCACAGAGAGACUGUCUGGUGAGCCUGCAGGUACAGAGCAAGCUGACCCCGCAGGAAGGCGGCGAGCCAGGUCUUCCUCGGUGCCUCGGGAGGUGCCCCAGCUGUCCCUGAGUUCCGGAUCCGAGCCCACCUCCCCCCAGUUGUUCUCUGAGAAGAGCCGGACCUCUGAGGACAGUGCGCAGGCAGCUCGGGAUGGAAUGAAAAGAGCGGGCGGCACCAAGAGGCCAGACAGGGUCACCUUCCGGGGCCAGUACACAGGCCAGGAGUACCACGUUCCCACCCCCAAGACUGUCCCAAGAGGCGGUGGCACAAUCUCCUGUCCCCACUGCCGACCUGCUAGGACCCAGGACUCAGGUGGUACUGUCACCAGGGACCCACUGGGACCGGUUCUCACUGAUACCCUGCGAUGUCCCCUGUGUGGUCAAGUCGGGACCCCCCCAAAGACGGAUGGCCCAGACUCAGCCACCUCUGGGACAGAAAGCGCCACCCCAAGGAGGAAUGCACACUCACGCUCAGCCUCCAGCCCCCCACGACGGAGCAAGCAGGCAGGGUCGCCGGCCCGGCCUCCCCCCGGACUGUGGUAUCUGCCUGCCAUGCCCCCAGCACCGGCCCCUCCCGCCUUUGCCUACGUCUCCUCGGUGCCCAUCGUGCCUUACCCGUCGGCUGCUGUGUACUACGCGCCUCCGGGACCUACCUCAGCUUCCUCGCCCCGGCCAGCCGCCGCCGAGUGGCCCCCCUCUGCCUCCUCCCGGCCGGCGCGGGGGCACCGGCAUUCCAUCCAGCUGGACCUGGAGGACCUGGAGGAGCUCAACAAGGCCCUGAAUCGAGCCGUCCAGGCUGCCGAGAGCAUCCGCUGCACCACCAAGCACAUGAGCCGCUCCCUGUCAGCCGACCUGCGCCAGGCCCGCAGCCUCAGGGGCUCCUGCCUCUUCUGACUUCACCCUGGAGACUCAGACACAGAUGGGGGGCAGGUGGGCCGGCGGCCUGCUGCUGUCCCCCAGGGCGGGAGUCGGCUGGAGCCACUCCCGCGGGCCCCGGCGACCCCUCCCCACAGGCCUCCUGGCCCUGGGGUGUUGGCCUGGGCAUGAAGAGAAGGAACUCCGGGGGGACCGGCCCCUGAAGGAAGUGCUGAGACCGAGGCCACCUUCUGCCCAGGGGCAGCCUCGGGGAGUCUCCUGGUCCUGCACUGCCCGCCUCUGGCUCAUAAUAUAUACUUUAUAUACAGAUGGACAAUUUUUUUUUUUUUUUUUUUACUGUGUUUUCCUGGUUUUAGAUCCAACCUACCAGGCCAGAUGAGAAGGGAUAGGGCCAGAGUCUCUGGUGCAAACCUGUCUCCUCACCGGUGACCAGCCCCUCCAGCGUAGGCGUUUCUGGGAAGGACACGGCUGUGCACUUUCCUCCUGGUGACUGGGGAUCAGUAGGGCACUUUGACACCAUCGAAACGUCAAGAUGGCAGGCCCCCAGGAUAACAUGCGCCCAGCUUCUCCGGAGAGGACUUUCCCGUGGGCCUGCUGGGAAGGGGACACCCCCAGGGAGGGCCCAGGAAGCUGUCCACCUUGGUCCCUCUCUGUACCUCAUCCCCUGAGCCCCAGCUCUGUCCCUGGGAUCCCUGUGGAACUGAGCUAGUGGCCAAGCUGCCUGCCAGGCCCUGGUCUGCGGCCGGGAGGCCAGCCCGUCUCUGGCUCCCUACCUUGUAGCAGAGUGCGUACCUCAGCUUUUCUGGAAUGUGUAUGCAUCAGUGAUGUUUGUAUAUUUGAGGCAUUUAAAAAUCUAUUUUCGUUAUGAGGGCAAAUG
This is a messenger RNA of Leopardus geoffroyi (Geoffroy's cat), 5496 nucleotides long. RefSeq names its product AT-hook transcription factor (gene AKNA). Gene Ontology annotation, biological process: neuroblast delamination; epithelial to mesenchymal transition; neuroblast division in subventricular zone. Lineage: Eukaryota; Metazoa; Chordata; Mammalia; Carnivora; Felidae. Gene Ontology annotation, cellular component: centrosome. The transcript is spliced from 22 exons. Bases 297 to 4637 code for a protein of 1446 amino acids. The record is from RefSeq and is a predicted model, not a curated record.